Molecule: messenger RNA, 1428 nt
Organism: Sinocyclocheilus grahami
Lineage: Eukaryota; Metazoa; Chordata; Actinopteri; Cypriniformes; Cyprinidae
Product: serine/threonine-protein phosphatase 6 regulatory ankyrin repeat subunit A-like
Exons: 9
Coding region: 1-1260 (419 amino acids)
Molecular function (GO): protein binding
Source: RefSeq, a predicted model, not a curated record
AUGUGGUGGCGGCUGAGGGAUUUGAACCACAUCCACAUCAGCUUCAGCAUUCCUGUGCUCAAUGAAGCCUUUAUUCCAAUGGUUCAACGUGUAGCAUGUCUUCACAUGCACUCCAGCUAUCAAUUCCUCAUUAUAUUCACCCCCCUCCAAAUGGUCGGCAGCACCACACCUGUGUGCACCGUGUGCAAGAAUGUGCACCGUCUCACCCUUGAUGACAGAUCUCAGAUCAUUCGACUUAACAGCCAACAACUGCCUUUGCUCAUGGCUGUGCUGCUACAGCAGUUGACACUGUGUGAAAUCAACCAUCAAGACAAUGAGGGAAUGACGGCCCUCCACUGGGCUUCUUUCCAUAACCGGCCCGAGCAUGUGCAGGCCCUGCUGCAGAAAGGAGCCGACCCCACGCUUGUGGACAAAGACUUCAAAACAGCUCUUCACUGGGCUGUGCAGAGCGGCAGCCGGUUAAUGUGUUCUCUCAUUCUUGAGCAUCAUCUGGGUGCCUCUGUGAUCAAUUACGAUGAUGAGAACGGGAAGACCUGCGUUCACAUAGCCGCUGCUGCGGGUUUCAGCGACAUCAUCUAUGAACUGUCUCGCUUUCCUGAGACCAACCUGCAAGCUUUAGACGUGGAUGAACGGACCCCUCUUCAUUGGGCUGCUGCAGCAGGGAAAGAUGACUGUGUGCAGGUAUUGUUGGAGCUGGGAGUGGAGCCCAACCCUCGAGAUAUUAAUGAGAAUACGCCACUCACAUACGCCAUGUACUGCGGUCAUACUGCAUGCAUCAAACUCCUCUCCACUGAAAACAGGUUUGUUGUUGUGAAUAGAGAGCGGGAUGUCUCCUCUGGGCCAUACCCCUCCCAAGUGCAGCAACACAGUUCAUGUCACACGCCAUACAUACAGAGAUAUGACCAAGCUCACAAUCAUCUCUUUCCUCUGAGGGUCAGAGAAUCUGCUCUCACACGUAACAGUCUGGCUCCUAUCCGUGACCACUGCACUCACAGAUUUUCCUUGCCACCCGACCAGGUCUCUCAGGGAGUGAAGAAGUCGAAAUCCUCUUUAGGAGCGGGCCUGGCUGUACUUUCCCCUCCGUUUGCAUCCAAACUGCACCGAGCCGGCAUUCCUCAAAGCCAGUCGCUCGUCUCCUUCCCGACGCCGCUGACAGGAGAGCCUUUACGAAACAUUCAAGUUCUUCCUGCCAUUCCUCCACAGAGAAAACGCAGCCCAUCUCCGCUCACAACCCAGAAUCUCUCUGACAACAGAAACUGAUGGAAAUCUGCCGGAACUGUAACACUGUUCAGCUUUUCAUGGGUCAUCUGGAUUUAUUUAGAUCACGAGGAUGCUGUUUGAUAAAACAAAGUCUUAACAAGGCCGUUUUUCAUACAAUUUUACAACUGUGAUCUUUUUUAUGGUAUGCAAAUGGUUGAAAUUUUAACA